CGACUUCCGGUUCCGCGGGGGCCCGGAGGCCAGAUUGAGACUAAUGGCGGCGUCCAUGAAGCGGGCCACCGGGGGCGUUGAGGAGGCCUCGGCGGAAAAGGAACAGCGAGCUCUGGAACCCGGGGCCGCCCCAUUCGGAAAUUUUCCUCAUUAUUCCCGGUUCCACCCUCCAGAGCAACGACUCCUCCUCUUGCCCCCAGAGCUACUUCACCGGCUCUUCCCUCAGAGUCCCGAGACGAGGCCGAUCCUGGGGCUCGACGUGGGGUGUAACUCCGGGGAUCUGAGUGUGGCUCUAUACAAACAUUUCCUUUCCCUACACGAUGGGGAGACCUGCUCAGAUGCCUCAAAAGAACUCCAUCUCCUCUGCUGCGACAUAGAUCCAGUCCUGGUGGAGCGAGCUGAAAAAGAAUGCCCUUUUCCUGAUGGCUUGACCUUUAUCACCCUGGACUUCAUGAAUCAGAGGACCCGGAAAAUUCUCUUGGGCUCUUUCUUAAGCCAGUUUGGACGUUCGGUUUUUGAUAUUGGCUUCUGCAUGUCAGUAACCAUGUGGAUUCAUCUGAACCAUGGGGACCAAGGCCUGUGGGAGUUUCUGGCCCACCUUUCUUCCCUAUGCCGCUACCUGCUUGUGGAACCACAGCCCUGGAAGUGUUACCGGGCAGCUGCAAGGCGUCUCCGGAAACUAGGCCUCCAUGAUUUUGACCACUUCCACUCUCUUGCCAUCCGAGGUGAUAUGGCCAAUCAGAUUGUGCAGAUCUUGACCCAGGACCAUGGCAUGGAAUUAGUAUGCUGCUUUGGCAACACCAGCUGGGACCGAAGCCUUCUCCUCUUCAGGGCAAAACAAACAACAGCGACUCAUUCAUCCCCUGAUUCACUGAUAGAAGAGGGGAAAGAAAGGAACAGAUUAAGAUUCUGGAGACAGUGAGAUGAGAGGGUGGGAAGACCAGGAUACAGAUAUUGAAGGAGUUUUAUACUAAGAAUUAAGUUCACUCUCCUUAAAUCUUGGUAGUUAGGCAGCCUCAAAACCUGGCAGAAGCUUUUAAAAUGUCCAAGACAUGCAAUGAAAAGAAUCAGUAUCUGUUCCCCAUUUGGGGGAAUGAUCCUCGAGGAAAAUAUUUCUGUGGAGCAGUGAUCUGGGCUAUCUGGAAUGAGAUGGCCUAGAGAAAGUGAUCCUGGUUCUGGGAUAUGGAAGGGGCUGCUUUUAGUGGUUAUUUAGGAAGACUUAGACCAGGUUGGCCUUAGAAUGUAUUCAUUCCCUGAACUCCUUGAAUCUGAUCUGCCUUCAGGCUUCUGGACUUAUUCUGUGGGUCAAAGUCUCACAAUACAAUCUGGAAUGAAAAGUCACUGGCUUGGCUAAAGGAGAGCAUUGGUAGGAAAAACAUCUUUCCAGAGCAGGCCAAGUUUCCAACAUGCCCAGGCUGAGCACAGCAGUUACAUAUACAGAACUAGCUAAGACGCAUUGACUGGCACUUAAAAGAUGUUUUAAAGAUUUAAAUUAUGAACUCAAAAUCCAACUGGUACAAAUGAAAUGAAUGAAGUGGAACUGUAUACAGAAUAUACAGUUAUAUUUUAUAUAUAAUAAAAGUGACUGGAGUAUGGUUGAGAA
Camelus dromedarius (Arabian camel) is the source of this 1603-nucleotide messenger RNA. RefSeq names its product BCDIN3 domain containing RNA methyltransferase (gene BCDIN3D). The coding region runs from base 44 to 922 and encodes 292 amino acids. Gene Ontology annotation, molecular function: RNA methyltransferase activity; O-methyltransferase activity. Gene Ontology annotation, biological process: negative regulation of pre-miRNA processing. Gene Ontology annotation, cellular component: cytoplasm. The record is from RefSeq and is a predicted model, not a curated record. Lineage: Eukaryota; Metazoa; Chordata; Mammalia; Artiodactyla; Camelidae. The transcript has 2 exons.